AUGAGUCAAAGUAAGAAGAAAGUCUAUACUGUAGAUGGAACAGUAUUUGAGGUUGAUGAAAGUUAUUCAAUUAUUAAACCAAUCGGUUAUGGUGCCUAUGGUUUUGUAUGCUCUGGUAUUGAUAAAAAGACUAAUGAAAAGGUUGCUAUUAAAAAAGUACCAAAAUUGUUUCAAGAUUUGGUAGAUGGAAAGAGAAUUUUAAGAGAAAUUGAAUUAUUGAGAACUUUCCGUCAUUCAAAUAUUAUUUCUGUUAAGGAUAUUAUGACAAUUCCUGAUAAGAAUACCUUCUCUGAUGUUUAUAUUGUUAAUGAAUUGAUGGAUACAGAUUUAUAUCAAGUAAUUAAAUCUAAACAAGUAUUAUCAAGUGAUCAUAUUCAAUACUUUGUUUAUCAAAUCCUUAGAGGAUUAAAAUAUAUUCAUACUUCAAAUGUUCUUCAUAGAGAUUUAAAACCAAGUAACAUUUUAGUAAAUGAAAAUUGUGAUGUAAAGAUUUGUGAUUUGGGAUUAGCAAGAGGAUUUGAUAAUAAUAGUGAAAUGACUGAAUAUGUUGUUACAAGAUGGUAUAGAGCUCCUGAAUUAGUUUUAAUGUGUAAAGAUUAUGGUGCUGCAA
This is a messenger RNA of Naegleria gruberi, 610 nucleotides long. RefSeq lists its product as uncharacterized. Lineage: Eukaryota; Heterolobosea; Eutetramitea; Acrasida; Naegleriidae. The record is from RefSeq and is a predicted model, not a curated record. Gene Ontology annotation, biological process: intracellular signal transduction; protein phosphorylation. Gene Ontology annotation, molecular function: MAP kinase activity; ATP binding. Gene Ontology annotation, cellular component: cytoplasm; nucleus. The annotation marks the transcript as partial. The transcript has 2 exons.